AUGGCGUUGCUAGCUCUGUAUGAACCCCGGGGGCGUUUAGCGGAAGUUCUACAACUGGUGGCUUUUGUGUUAUGGAGAAUUUGGAAGUGUCGAAAUGCCUUGGUCUUCACUGGGGUCUUGGUACAACCCUGUGAUGCGGUGGCCUUGUUGUUGAAACAGGUGGAUGAGUUCACUGAGGUGCAAGCGGCGGGGCAAACACAACUGCAACAGCGGGGUGUGCCUCCUGGAUCUGUUGGUGAGGCUGGUUCUGUCUGGUCUUGCCCUCCUCCGGGUUUCGUCAAGCUUAAUUGCGAUGGGGCAUGGGUGGCUCAAACAGGAAGAGGAGGGGUGGGGUGGGUGCUCAGGGAUGGCACAGGCUGUUUUAUUAGUGCGGGAGGCUCUGGGGACAUGCGCUGUGUCUCUGCACUAAUGGCGGAGGCAGAGGCGGUGCGGGAAGCUUUAAUCCGGUGUCUGGAGUUUGGGUUUGUCAAGGUGGCGGUGGAAACUGACUCACUUAGCUUGAUUAAAAUGCUCAAGAAGGAGGGUGCGGUGGAUUUGGAGAUUGAAGGUAUUCUAUUUGAUAUUCAAUGUUUGACUCAACAGGCUGACCAAGUGGAGUUUUUGUAUGCUCCAAGGAUUUGCAACCAAGCUGCUCACAAAGUGGCAGCUCAUGUUUCUCGUACUGGUGGCAGGCAUAGCUGGGAUGUUGUGUGUCCUGAAUGGCUGUUUAAUUGCCUUGCCCAUGAUGAGGGGAGACAAAGAGGAAUUGGAAGAUGCCUUCGCGAUCAUCAUGGAGUUAUUGUUUUUGGUUUUGCGGGUGCUGGAACUUUGGGUCUUGAUGUGUUAGGGACUAAGCUAGUGGCGGCCAGAGUGGGGCUGCUGGAGUUAUUAAGAGGGGAUUGGUGUAGUAAUGUGGGAAACCUGGUGGAGGAUCUUAUAAGAUUAUUGGCACAACUAGAUGUCCUGAAAGGGAUAUAUCAACCUAGACAAGGAAAUGGAGUAUCUCAUGCACUGGCUCAAUUUGAGUUGCACCAUGGGCAGUAUUUUGUACGGGAAGAUGUCGUGCCGCCUUGGCUGGUUCCUUUGAUAGACAAAGACAGAUGGUGA
Molecule: messenger RNA, 1086 nt
Organism: Prunus armeniaca (apricot)
Lineage: Eukaryota; Viridiplantae; Streptophyta; Magnoliopsida; Rosales; Rosaceae
Source: the annotation of a GenBank genome assembly